ACGCGCUUCAAGUUUGAUGAUGAUAAAAAAAUAACUACAAAAACUGUUCAAAGUAAUUUAAACGUAUUUUCAUCAUCAAGUUAAACCGUUCAGUCGAUAUUCGAGUCUCCUCAAAAUAUUAGUGUAAAAGUGUAUUAACAUUUAAGUUCAGAGUCAUCCUUUAUCUAAAAAAAAUGAAACUCACAACAUUGUUGAUUAUAUCCACCCUUCAGUUGUGGCAUGCUGAAGCGUCGUUAUUUGAUUGGAUUUGGAAUAAUUCACCACGUGAAUCGACUGCGUUAAUUGCCGAUGGAGUACCUCUUAUUGCAAUUCCAUAUGAAUCGGCAACAGAGGAUGAAAAAUUUCUUCAGGAAGCUGCGAAACUUACCGAAAUUCGAGUGUCUUCGGCUUUGGAGUCAUGUCAGCACAAAGUAAUCAUACAGAUACAAUCAUGUGCACAAAUGUCCGAAGAAGAACUUGGCAAAUUAAGUGUCAAUUUACUUAAUUGUCAAUCUGCAGUUGAAGGGAGAAAAAUGUUCCCUUGCACAGCAGAAAUGUCUUUGAAACAAUGUACGACAGAUAUGGAUGCAGAUACAUGGAAUGCGUAUCACUUGAUGAGCAACCGAGCUAGAGCAGUGUGUUAUGCUGCUCGCAACAUGCAAUUUCGAGCAUUAACAGAAUUAACUGUUAAUAAACUUAUGAGUACUACGCAUUCACAAAUUAAAACAUUGUCAUCCCUUAAGGAAAGUCAAGAGCGCAUGGAAGAGAGGACCAUGGAUGCUUUAUCUUCAUUAACAAAAGGAAAUGAGGCUUUACUACAACAACAGGAACAUCUUAAGAAUGCCCAAAUUUCUGCACACCAGCUGGUCACUACAAAUCUGAGACAACUGUACGAUGAAAAGGCACUUAUUCGUUCAGGUCAUGCGCAACUUGCAUCCAUGACAGAGGAUAUAAAACAAAGAUUAGAGAAAGCAAAUCAAGAUAUCAUAAUACAGACUAAUGAGCUGGAUGAAAAUCAUAAAACCGUACUUCAGGAUCUCGUAGAUAUCCAAAGUCGAAUACAGCUUAUAUGGGACAAAAUAGAGUCAAGCACAGAUCGAAUUAUAUCACAGAAUACCGAAGCCAUUGAUAGAUAUGAAAAGACACUGGAAAAACUUGUCCAAAUCAAUGAAACUGUUAAUUUUAUCUGGGAUAUUACUAAUAGAAUGCACAGUGAAAUAGAUCAGAAGCUUGGUUGGAUCACAGAUUACAUUGGUGACACUGGUGAGCAGAUGCACAGAGCUUUUCGCAUCGUUUUACACAUCAUUUAUAUAUUAUUAGCCAUGGUGGUCGCUGCCUUUCUGCAUGCUCCUUUUUUAACGAGAGCCACUAUAAUGGGAAUCGUCCCAUUAAAUCUGGUGACAUAUCUAAAACAUGGAUCGGAUGCCUCACUUGACUUUCUCUCCAUUACAGCAUUGAUCUUUCUAAUAACAAUAAUGCAUUUUGUGACAGUUGGAAUACAGUACAUUUUCGGAAAUAACCGAAAAAAUACGCAAUUAGCUAAUCCUAUACAAAAUGGGCAUUCCACAACUUUCACCAAGGUUCCUAAUCAUAGCUCCAUAACGAGUAUUAGUUUGCUACGUGUUAGAAUUCUUACAAUGGCGCUAAAUAGUUGGAACAUUAUUGUGCAGUAUUUCAACCUUUCUGGAGAAAAGAUUAUGGCUUGUAUUCAAUCAGCCUUUUCGUGGUGUCGGAGGGAUAGGAGGGCAUCUGAAAAAAUGACCUGUUCAUAUGUGCACUCGAGUAAGGCACACCGAAAUACUGGGAACUUCAGCCCUAGUUUUGUGAUAUCAGAAGAUAGUGAUGAUGGCGACGUUUUCAAUGACCCCUACGAUAAAUUUGACGAUAUCGAUCAGCUCGAAGAUGCAGCCGAAUUAAGACGACGAAUUCAACGAAACUCCCGUCAAUCGUCCACAACCAGAAGUAUUGCCACGUCCAACUUAGUAGCCCCUAGAGCGUUGUGCGGAGCUAUCACAAGAGCUGGAAAGCCAUGUCGCCUAUUCGUUGUACAAGGGAUGAAUUAUUGUAACCGACACACUCAGGGCUCAUCCUUUAUUAACGAUUAAGUUUGUGCUUCGAUGUAAACAUUUUUUUAUAUUUAAAAUGAUCAUAAAACAUGUUACGGUUAUAUCUCUAUUUCGCGGUGACACUAAUGAUGCCAUCAAGGAUCAUUUUUUAAAGAAUAUCAGAUAGUGAUAUUUAAUUAUUGAAUAAGACCACGUCACUCUUGUCUAUUCAAUGUUUAAUAUCAAAAUAUUCAAUUUACAAAUCGAUUCUUCCCUUGAAAUAAAAAAUAGCCAUUUGUUGCAAGGGAAACAUAUAGCGGCAUCAUUGGUACCUUAAAAAAAUCAAUUUCUAUUGGUUUUAAUCAGAAAGUGAAAUUGCGUUGCAGGUAAAAAAUGUUUAAUUAUAUCACUUACGUGAAUAGUAUUUUAGAUCGUACAAAUGUGUCUGUUUUAUUGUUUGUUUAUUUUAACUUAUGGUGUUCUCCGAAAUUUCAAUCUUCGUAUCAGAUGUAAUUAAUUUCUCUAUAUUUUUGUACUUAUAAAUAUAUGUAUAUUAUAAAUACGAAUUUGUCACGUCGAAGGCCAAGUUAUAGAUAAGUGCUCUUACAUGGUCAAUGAAAUUUAUUAAAACGACUUGGAAUAUAACUAAUUUGUAACUGGCUAAUAAUCACGAGCGCCGUUGCCGCUCUGGCUGUAAGCGAAUUCGAUAGUUAGGAAUGUUAAAUUAUUAUUAUUAAACUAUAGUAUACGAUACAUAAACCCUUUGUAUUUAUAAUAAGUUACGUUAAUUGUCAAAUUCACGGUAUAACUAUAAAUAUAAGAAACAGGAAUUGAUUAGGGCUCGUGAUAUGCAGUAUUGUAAAUACAUAAUAUAGACGUGAGACGAUAUUAAAUAACAUAGAUCGGAGACGGCGUUAUCAGUCUCACCACAAUGGACAGAUUGUAAAUGAAUUUCUCACUCGUGUCUCCACCGAAUAAUUUAAUUUAUUAUAUAAAAGAGAUGCGUGUUGCCUCGCAAAGGAUUGAAUCACGAAUAAUUUCGAACAAAUUUUGCAUGCAACCUGAAUGAAUAAAGAAAUUAUACGACUUUUGAUACCACGA
Orussus abietinus is the source of this 3125-nucleotide messenger RNA. Its product is annotated as protein brambleberry. The record is from RefSeq and is a predicted model, not a curated record. The transcript has 9 exons. Bases 174 to 2084 code for a protein of 636 amino acids. Lineage: Eukaryota; Metazoa; Arthropoda; Insecta; Hymenoptera; Orussidae.